ACGCCAGACUUUUCAGGCAGCUUAGCCUAUUGUACCAAUAAGCAGCUUCUACAGUUGCCUCCAGGUCUUUGUAGAAGUCCUCAACGUUUCCUUGGAGGAGCCGUAUCUUUUCUUGUUGCUGUGAGGCAAUUCAUAUUCCUGAGUUACAGAAGGCAAGGAAAAGAAAGCGAGUCCAGCGGCGGCUAAAGGCGACGCCCUGCCCCGUCUCCUCCACAACAUUCCUGUUUCCAUGUCUUCCUGCCGCCAGGUCUAUCGCCGCAAUGCAUUGUGGGGAUGGAAGUUCUCCCGCCCGGAGCUAGCGAAGAUGUCCGAGGUGCGGCUGCCCCCAAUUCGGGGGCUGGAUGAUUUUCUCCUAGGCUCCACUCGCUUGGCUGCCCCCGACGUGCGGGAUCUGCAGCGCUGGCACAAUCGCGUGGUUAACAACCUCUUGUACUACCAGAGCAAUUACCUGCUGCUGCUGGCCGCGGGGCUGCUGCUGGGCGGGUACUUCCAACCUAUGCUGAUUCUGCUAAGCUGCCUACUCCUGUGUCUGCUCUUUGGAGGUUUUGUCUGGGCCGCUGAGAACAACCCUCCCAUGCGACGCUUCCGGCGGAAUUAUCCUGGCCUGUGUUUCUUUGCCAUCCUUGGUGCUGCGUAUUUCCUGGUGUCUCUUUUCGAAGGCUCUGCCACCUUCUUGAUUUUCAUCGCUCUGCCCAUAAUGUUGAGCCUCAUCCAUGCCUCCCUGCGUCUGCGGAACAUUAAAAACAAGAUUGAGAACAAAAUGGAGAACAUUGGACUUAAGCGCACGCCGAUGGGGCUACUCCUGGAAGCUGUGGGCCAAGAACAAGAGGCUGGAUCCUAGACCAUCAGCAUUGGCUUCCCUUUCCUCUGGAACUGCUCUUUUUCCUUCCAGCAGAUGCCUCUGCUGCUUGUUUCUCUGCUUGCCUCCAUCUAGCAACCUGGCCGUUGAGUUCCUGCGGAAGGUACAGUUGCCUCCAGCUUACACCAAACUCAGCAGAACUCCUGGCCUGCCGCUGAGAGGAAAUGGACUGAAAUCAGCCUAACGUUCCAGUUUAAUGUUAAGUAUUCCCCAUCAGAAUCCAUAUUGUUUUGCUUUGGAAAGGAAGGAAUCACAAUGAAAGAAAACUAUAAUUUAAAAGAAAAACUCGACAGUAAAUUAUUGUAAAUAGUAAAAAACUCAAUAGUAAACCAAUAAGUUGCUGGUUGAAAGAAGGACAAAAAUUGAGAUCAGAACCAAAUGAAAUCAGUGUUGUUCUAAUUCAGUUUUCUCCCACAAGGUGUGGUCCAGAUGUGUCGAAACUACACUUUCCAAAUGUUCCAGUUAGCUGGGAAUUUCCUGGAUUGCAGGAGGCUGUUCCAGAGAUGGCUGGAUUAUUAUUUGGGGGGCUUUCAAUGUAUUAUUCAUUAUUUGCAUAAUGCCACUGCUCUAAGGGCUUCAGAAACAGUAUUAGGACAACCCCGUUACUUAGGCCUAUAUCAUUUAGUGGGCUGAGAUUUUGUAGAGCAGAAUGCUUCAGCCUUCCCACCCCCACCCCCACCCCAUAUGUUCAUAGCAGAGCUAAGGUUGAAAUAGGAAAGUUAGGAUGAGUAUUUAUCUUGCUUGCUCUUGAACUGCAUUGCUGCCUCUUAGAGAUUCUGAACUCUUGGUAUUUAGACGGAGGCACCAAGUAAAGCAGCCUGUAUGAGGUUUGGCAGCAAAAGGAUACAAGCCAAUCUGGAGAAGAUUUAGCUAAACCUUUGAAUGAAGGAUGGAGGGUAAUCACUUAUUAAUUUUAAGAGGAUUUUGUUCAUGAAUGCAAAAGGGAAAGCUAACUCUCAAGUGGUGGUAAAGGAGAUUAUUAUGAUGUGCAAAAUACCCACAGAAUGGCAUCAAAUGGUAAUUUGUUUAUUUUAAUACCUAAAUUAGCAUCUGGAGAUUGCAUUUCUGCAGCCCAGAUCUGAUAACCUUAAUAAGAUAUUGCAGACUAUACAUUCCAGUUCAAAGAUGUGGACCUGCCUCCCCCCCCACUUUUGAGUGUAUUUAAGAAGCAAAAGAACUUUUGUUUCUUUCCAAGACCAAAUUACUGUAGAAAACUUCAAACUUUGUCCUGGCUCCUGCGUAGCAAUAAAGUGCAAUUCAAUUUGUUUACUUUUAGAUUAGUUUAAUGUGCACAUUAUGCGUAAAGCAUAAUCCCAGAUCAUAAUCCCAAAUCUGGCUUUACAAUUAUGUGUGAAUGCAGCUAUUUUAUCUCACAACUAUAUUCAGGUCAUUUGGAAUUCAGAUGGUUCUUGUACAAUACUUAAAGAGAAUAGACCCAACCUGAAAUUCUGCACAGUUCUAAGUAGUGUACAAUAUAUACAAAUGAGAUGGUCCAUACUGAUCCUAUUCUUUUGAUCAUGUGGUUUUGAAAACGAUGGGAAGAAGCAAUAAUUAAAGACAUAGUUUUGCUUAAAAAGGACUUUCCAUCCAAGCUUUUAUGAUCAUUUAAGAAGAAUCCUUCUACACUCUCUGGUUUUUUGGUCUCUAGAAGGAAAGGCACGGACCCUAUUAGUUAUGUAGCAGAAUAUAACAACCAUUAACUCCACUUCUGAUCAAACUUUGACUACUUAGCCUGGUUCCUUCAAGUCUUUUCAGUCUUAGUGAUCAGUGGGGCUGGCUGGCUGUUUGGGGAGUUGCCUUUGGAACUGCAUGUGGGCAGCUUCAAUUUGCCUUUGUACUUGGUAGAAUAUGUGUGUCAUACGCCAGAUAUAAUUUUUGUGUCUCAUGACAUCUGCUAGCUAGUUGUUGGGUAUUUUACUUUUCCCAAGCCAGGAACCUUAAUAGCUCACUUCAGCCAUCAAAUCUCAUUAUCUACACCAUCUCCUGAACUUUCAUUUAAUGAUGUAGUGCAGGGGUUGGCAGGUUACUGGCUUUGCAAGUAUUUGGAACAAUUCCCAAGUCCCUUGGCUGAAACUGAAGGGAAAAAAAGCUUUAAAACCUGUGAGGAAUGGGUCGUAAACUGACCCAUACAAGUGUAUAACACAAAGUCUUUCUGAAUUUGCAGAACACAUUUGCUCCAUAAAUUAACCACUUCAUCUGGAUUCAUACAACUCAUUGUGAUAAAAAUGCAGUUGACUAGUGAGUGAAGCCAAUGAUACUUCUCUUGAAGUGAGUUGUCAACUUUGCUCACCCUUUCGGUUCCACUUUAAUAUGGAGGGAGAUUUAGAGUUGUUAAAUCAGAGAGACCUUAUAGCAUGCUCAAACUGGGACUGCUGGAAUCGGGAUGCUCAUGAUAUGGUCAGUAUUUAAGCAGUAUAGGGUAUAAUCAAACCCAACUGGAGGCACCACAUUGGUUAUCCCAGCAGAGGACUUCCUGGUAUAUAGUUUGCAGUUCUUGAUAUAGUCAUUGUUAGAAAUGUUCUGUUUAAUACGUAAGUAUCGUGUAUACUUAUGUAUAAAUAUACAAAUAUAAGUAGACUUCUCUUCCUGCCUACAUAGUUUUGCAGUAGGUAAGAAACUAUGUGGUAUCAUUUUCUACCAAGUUGUCAUGAGGCAUCAUAAAAAAAGCUUUUUCUCUAAGUCAUACCUGGAUGAAUCAGUUAAGAUGUGAGGCAAGCCUCUUGCAACUUUACUGCAGGAUGCAAAACACAUAUGCCCCCAUUUGUAGGUCUGCAUUCUAUACUAGGUGAUUAUGGGAAAGGGGAAAUAAAUUAACAGAUGCUUUAUUCUAAGUGGGAAAUUACAGUUUUGUGUUUUUCUGAAAGAUGUUCUUAUCACGCACAACUCAGUAAAAUUAUGUAACAAAUAUUGACACAUAAUCCCAGUGGUGGGUUAUGAAUGUUCCCUCAUUCUUUAGAGGCUGCAUUCCUCACCUGUAGAGCACGCACGUACAAAUCCGACCACCUAAUUGAAGUUGAAGAAACUAAAGUUAAAUGUGUACAGCUGCCGUUAGAAGGGAUCGUUGUUUUUCAUUUUGGGAUUUCUUCCUGGGUUAGUGAAAGAGAUGCAGGCUUAAAAAGGAAACAUCUGAUAUGGGAAGUGGCUUUCUCUUAGCUUGCUCAGCUCUUGGAGAUGGUGUGAGGGGUUUGCCAGGAAGAAAUCAUGAACCAGGUGGUGAAGAGUGCCCUCCAUUGAACAGUCUAUUGAAGGAUGGGGAAAUGCUGGUUUCACCAAAUGUCUCUGAGGCUUUAAGUUUGUCGAUUACAGUGUUGAAAUGUGGGCUCCCUCUGUUUUUAUAUUUUUAUACGUGCCAAAAUUACUAGGACAUCUUUCCAACUAGCAAUAGAAUUGCAGAAUAGUUUUCGAUUGUAAUCAUGAUAGUUUAGAUUAAGGUUUUCAGAGUGUUUAGCUUUUCAUAGUGUCCUGUCUGUAUGUAAAUGCAGUUUUUUAUUACAGAAGAGUCAACUUUGAAGACUGCUGCUCGUGUGGAAAUCCUCAAAUUUGAUUAAAGGAGCUUUUCAGAAAUGUAGACCGAUCUCAUUGUCCCAAUGUGUACAGUUGAACAUUCAGGGCCAGAUGCAUAGGAAUGAGACAAGGAACAGCAUAAGUUACAUUUUUCUCAGAAGUAAAACAAAUUUAAGUGUACCAUUUUAAACCCUCUGCAUAUGGGAAAUAAAGUCUUGUGAUUUUCAUGA
Messenger RNA from Crotalus tigris (Tiger rattlesnake), 4593 nucleotides. It is a transcript of the gene PRAF2, whose product is annotated as PRA1 domain family member 2. Gene Ontology annotation, cellular component: membrane. The transcript is spliced from 3 exons. The record is from RefSeq and is a predicted model, not a curated record. NCBI's taxonomy places the organism in Eukaryota, Metazoa, Chordata, Lepidosauria, Squamata, Viperidae. Bases 230 to 841 code for a protein of 203 amino acids.